UUGUUGUGUCCCCCCCAGUGGGUGCUCACAGCUUCACACCUCCCCAAGCACGGAUCCCAGCCAGGGUCUUCUGCAUGGAAUCAUCAUUUUUUCCACUUCUGGGAAAAACCCUAUCCUUGGUGGGAACCUUGGCUGGCAUUUGGUGGGAGAAAAGCAGUUGUUUAGGUUUAGUUCUUUAGGAUUUGGUACCACCCCUGCCCUACUCAAAAUGAGCCUCCUCUGCCUCUGUCUGUCCUUUAAAACAAUGCACUAAGGGUGUUCAACACAUCCCACGUGUGGGACACAGUGCUCCCCAUCGUGAUCCCAUCCCCCUCCCCACGGUUGGGAGGAGGCAGCCCCAUCCCUGCCUGCAAAGCCCACACAGGAGAAGCAGUAUUUCUGCACACAGAGAUAAAGGAUGCACACACCUCCUUGAUCAGGGUGACACUGUGAACCCUUUCUGCAUAACCUGAAGAACAAUCAACCUGAGCGGUCUGAUUGUUCUGAUUUUGGAAAUGGUUUUAAAACUGAAAGGAGACAUCUGGUUACUGCUCACCCUGCUGCCUUGGUGACCCCAAAGGGAUGCCCUCCCUUCUCUCACCUCAUGCAUAGUAGCCAUUGGACACCCCAAACUUCGCAAACAGUCACGGUAAGCUGUGAUGCAGCACAUUCAGAAGGGGUGAAAUGGGCCGUUUCUGCUGCUGGAUCAGCUUUCUUGAUGCUGUGUGUACUUGGGAUCAUGGUGAGUGGGGACAGCAUAGUGGCAGAGGCAGAUCUGAGCUUCUGGGGCUGGAGGACGGCACGCAAGAGUGGCCUGACAUGGCUGGGGGCAAACAGAGCCUUCAAGAGCUUCUCUGCUGCCCCUCUGUCCUCUUCUGUUCCUCAGUCAACUGUGCAGUCUUACCUGGAGGGGGUGAGCACUGGGCUGGAGCAACUGCGGUCGGCGGUCCAGGAGGUGCAGAGCGUGUGCCAGGACAUGGGGGCGGCGAGGUGGGCCCUGCUCGACUGCGCAGAUCGCUUCCAGGACCUGCAGCAGAUGCGGGCGCUGAUGGCAGAGCACGUGCAGCUGGCUUCUGUGGUCCAGGUGCUGCCCCAGCUCUUCUCAGUCCAUGAGGUUUUUUCCCAUACCCUGCAGCUGCUCCGUGAGCAGCACCUCUUGGAGGCCCACGCAGAGCUCAUGAUGAUGGAGCACCUCCGGGAUGACAUCCUGUCCCAGCUGCACCUUCGUGGGCUCUCCAAUGCCCAGGCAACUGUGCUGUCCUACUUCAGCUGUCUGCAAGAGCUCAAUGAGAGCCUGGCCAAGCAGCUGUGGGGCAUCGUGAGCAGCAGCCUGCAGCUGGUGCGGGAGGACCCAGUUCUCUUUGUCACCGCCAUCAGGAUCAUUGAGCGGGAGGAGAAAAUAGAUGACACUCUACUCCUGGAUGCCACCUUCCUGCCUCCUGGCCGCCCGAAGGGCUGGAGACAGAAGUUUUACAAUGUUCUCCAGGAGACCAUCACAGCAGCUCACUUUAAUGCCAUCCGUAUGGAUGCUGAAGGCCCGGGGCUGGCCAGGCACCUCGCUGCACUGCAGAGGGACAUCGUGUCCGAGCUGCGUGUGGUGAAGGACCUGAUGGUCCAGUGUGUCCCAGCACACUACAACAUCCUCAGUGUCUGCACUGCCACGUACCACCGGGCCCUCAGUGGCCACCUCCAGGACAUCCUCCGAGAGGACCUGGACAAACAGGCACUCUUCCUCCUCCUCGAAUGGGUGCUUCGCAUGUACCCCAGCCCGGAGGUGAUGGGUCACCCUGACCUCCUCCCAGAAGUGGAUGUUUCUUCUCUGGGCCCCCUGAUCUCCCCUGAGCUUGUGGAUCAGACAGAGAGGAAAUACGUGGAGAAAGUCAAGGCGAGCGUGCUCGAGUGGAUGCAGAGGACCCUGGAGGUGGAGUUCAAGGAGUGGUUCAGAGAAGAGGAACCUGAGAUGGACCAUCAGGGCUUCUUCCAGUCUGCCCUGCCUGUCAUUGUCGUGCAGAUGCUGAGUGAGAAUAUCCAGGUAGCCUCCUUGAUCACAGAUUCUCUGCAGCAGAAGGUCUACAACAUGGCCCUGGAGGAGCUCGAGGCUUUUCUGGGACGCCUGAGGGAAGUCCUCGUGCAGUGUGGGAAGGAGCACCAGAAGGAUCGGACCGUACCCAAGCACUAUGUUCCCUACCUCCUGGCCAUGCUCAACAACAACCUGGCUCUCAGCUCUUCUAUCCCCUCUCUGCACCCCAAUGCUUCCUGCAGAGAAGUCCCUGCAUCCCUCCUGGCUGCUCUGGACAAGAUACAGAAGAAAGCCUGCCAGCUGCUGCUGGAGGAGCUGCUCCUUGACUUACAACCCCUCUACGUGCAGCUGCCUUCCCGCAAGUGGCUCUCUGGGUCCCAGCUGGUCAACAGCAUGUGUGAAGUGAUCGACAAAUACACGAAGGAAUUCUCCCACGUCAGGAAGCCCGCCUUCACGGUCCUGCUGAUGGAGAGUGAGCUCCUGGUGGCGAGCCAAUACCUGAGGGCACUCAUGCAGAAGAAGAUGGUGUGCAAGAGCAAGGAGGAGAGGGGCCAGUUGUGUGACCGCCUGCUGCAGGACGCCACGCAGCUCCGGGAGCUCUUCUGCAGCCUGGGCCUGGACAGGAGCCAGCAGAGCCUGGAGGCCGUGUUUGCUCUGCGGGAGCUGAUCUGCCUCAAAGAUCCAGGGCUACUCAGCCUAGAGGUGCUGGGCUUCAUCACCAAGUACCCCGAUGUCAGCGAUGAGCACAUCUCCACUUUGCUGGACCUCCGGGGUGACAUCUCCAAGGAUGUGAGACACGUGGUGCUGGAAAUGAUGGCACAGAACCCCCAGCCUCUGCCCGAAGGCUACCGGCCCAUCUUCAGCACCAUCCUGGUCCCUGCACCUGAGCUGCCCUUCUGCCUGCGCAAGGCCAAGUGUGCCUGAGACAUCCCACUGCCUGCAACAGCCCUGCUUCCCACUGCCCCACCGAUGUAUGGACCGAACAGGACAGCUCCAAGGCUGUGUGUGGGGAGAAUGGAGGGACGCAGGGCAUCCCCACACCCUGCCCUGUGUUGGGACAGUCUGGAUACAUGACAUCCUGCUCUGAGCUUGCCUUGCUGAGCUGUUAACCCUCCAAGCAGACCUAGGAGACCUGGCUCAGGAGAAAAUCAAGGCUGCUUAGGUCUAGCUUACUGCCUGGAGGAGAAAGAGGAUCAAUGGAGCAAAGGACAGGGGGCUACAGCUGGGGUGAGGCCAAAUCUCUGUGCAGCUGCAGCAAUUCCCAGUGCAUCCAGAGAGGCAGAGUGACCUGUGUGUUGGUUCUUUUCUCACCACAGCUCCAAAACUGGAGCACUGCUAGACCCAGGCUUACGUGGUCUUACAGGACCAGCUGGGUCCUGCAUGGAUCUCAGCCAGCUCACUAUGGCUAAUGACCAGAGAGGAGAAGGAACACACAGAACUCUUGCCAUCAACUCUCUCCCUGCUGGCAUGAAGGGACAGACCUGAGUUCUAGUGAUCUGCCCAAGCUCUCUGGUCAACAUUUACAACAGCAUCAAAGUCCAAGACUUCAGUACUUGGGAGAAUGUGAAAUGAGUCCCAGCUUCCUCCACGAUGGGCAGAUCUUCCUGGGCACAAUCAUCCUCUGCUGCUCUCCAUCCCUUGGUCUUCUUCUCCUUAUAUGCCAGGGGAAGGUGAGGAGCAAAGCAUGUUGUGUGCUCUGCUUCCUUGGAACCACACAGCUCCCUUUUGCCUCCUCCUCCUGCCUGGCCUGCACAGCUGUGCCACCCCUGCAGGCACCUUGGGCAGUGGAAGGGCUGAAUUCUAUGCUCUGCCACCUCUUUCUGCUUUAUGAUGGGCCUGAUCCCACUGCUGUUGUAUGGCACUGAUGCCAAAAAUAAAGACCUGAGCUCUGCAAUCACUUACCUGUGUCCAGCCAAUGUGCCUCAGGGGAGCAGGGCAUGGGGAGCACAGAGCAGGGACCACAUCCCCAUGCUCAGGAUUAUCCCAGGGAUGGCUCCUGGCACUCAAGUGAGCCCAGGUUGGUGAUGGGGGGAUUUGGGGGAAACCAAUCUACUCCCUAGCACGCAGUCCUGGGGGGCAGAGGGAUCAGGCACCUGCAGGAGGGGCUCAGAGGUGACGAGCUCAGGGAGAAGUCCAUUGUCCUCCCUGGGGCUUGCUGCCUGCUCUUCAUGGCUCCUGACUGCCUGGGAAAGCUUCUGCCUGCCCCACCUGGCCUUGGGAUGUGCUCACCUGCACAGGGGUGUACCUAGGGUGGCCUUGGGCUCUGGGAACAUCCAGCUGGGACAACGCCUUGCCAGGCCACCGUAUCACUGCUGUGUGGGGGAAGAACAGCUCUCACACAGGCCUGGAGGGACUUGGCCAUCUCCCAUAGCCCAAGCACCAACACCCACCCCAACCCUGCCUGCAUCCCACCAGAGCUCAGCUAUAGAAGCUGCAGUGGAGAACCCACCCAACUCCUUU
Phasianus colchicus (ring-necked pheasant) is the source of this 4459-nucleotide messenger RNA. It is a transcript of the gene EXOC3L1, whose product is annotated as exocyst complex component 3 like 1. Lineage: Eukaryota; Metazoa; Chordata; Aves; Galliformes; Phasianidae. The record is from RefSeq and is a predicted model, not a curated record. Gene Ontology annotation, biological process: exocytosis; exocyst localization. Gene Ontology annotation, molecular function: SNARE binding. Gene Ontology annotation, cellular component: exocyst.